Molecule: messenger RNA, 1241 nt
Organism: Lycium ferocissimum
Lineage: Eukaryota; Viridiplantae; Streptophyta; Magnoliopsida; Solanales; Solanaceae
Product: hyoscyamine 6-dioxygenase-like
Exons: 5
Coding region: 62-1087 (341 amino acids)
Source: RefSeq, a predicted model, not a curated record
AAACAAGCAAAUUUAAAAAGUACCCGUAAUAUUCUGAAGUCUGUUUCACAGAUAAAAACGUAUGGCGGACCUCAUCUCAAGCUGGUCAAACAAAUUAGAAGCAGUUCCUUCAAGUCAUUGCAUACCAUUACAUGAAAGACCAGUUGAUCCAGUUCCAAUUGUUAAGGAUAUUCCAAUAAUUGAUUUGGGAAAAGCUAAGGUUGAAGAACGAGCUGUUGUUGUCCAACAGCUUCUCAAAGCUUGUCAAGAAUAUGGGUUUUUUCAGGUAAUCAAUCAUGGAGUACCGGAAGAUCUAAUGGAUGAGGCAAUGAAAGUGUACAAAGAAUUCUUCAGUUUGCCAGUGGAAGAGAAAGCGAAUUAUGCAAAGGAAGCAGCAAAUAAUACAGCAAGAGGUGCAGCAACACUGUAUAGUAGCAGUGCAAAGCAUUAUGAUUCAGAGGAACAUCGAUACUGGAGGGAUGUCUUGGAACACAGCUGCAAUCUUGAUGGUGAAGACAAAAUAACUUGGCCUGAUAACCCUCCAAGAUAUAGGGAGGUUAUUGGUACAUAUUCUGAUGAAGUGAGAAAGCUAAGCAAGAUCAUCUUGGCUUUGGUAAGUGAAGGGCUAGGGUUGGACGCAGGGUACUUUGACAAAGAACUUGGACAGAGAAUGCUUGUCAAUCACUAUCCAGCAUGCCCAAAUCCAAGUUUAACUUUGGGAGUUGGUGGACAUUGUGAUCCUAAUCUCAUAACCAUUAUCCAACAACAAGUAUAUGGCCUUCAAAUAUUGAAGGAUGAGAAAUGGAUCGGUGUGGAGCCUCUACCUCAUGCAUUUGUUGUCAAUUCUGGUUUACCACUAACGGUAAUUAGCAAUGGGAAGCUGGCAAGUGUUGCACAUAGAGUGGUGACGAACACAACUCAAGCACGUACAUCCAUUGGUACUUUUAUUUGUCCUGAAGAUGUUGUUGAACCUGCAAAAUCACUUGUUGGUCCGGACAAUCCUCCACUGUUCAAAUCCUUCAAAUGGGGCGUUGAGUUUAUGCCACAUUACCUCAGCAAGAAAUCGGUCUACCACGCAGCAUUGGAGCCUUUCAAAGUCGAUGCUUAAGCAUUUGUGUGUGAGAAUGAUGGGAGUCUCAGCUACUAGUUUGAAUUUCCACCAAAAUAAGAGCUUUAAUUUGCAAUGUCUCUGUAAUUUGUAACCUAGGUUUUGAUCGAGCUUGUUGUUCAUGAAUAAGAAGCUUUGAUUCCUUUUUUCUGCA